Amphimedon queenslandica is the source of this 2583-nucleotide messenger RNA. Its product is annotated as mitogen-activated protein kinase kinase kinase kinase 5-like. Bases 200 to 2443 code for a protein of 747 amino acids. Gene Ontology annotation, biological process: protein phosphorylation; intracellular signal transduction. The record is from RefSeq and is a predicted model, not a curated record. Gene Ontology annotation, cellular component: cytoplasm. Gene Ontology annotation, molecular function: MAP kinase kinase kinase kinase activity; ATP binding. NCBI's taxonomy places the organism in Eukaryota, Metazoa, Porifera, Demospongiae, Haplosclerida, Niphatidae. The transcript is spliced from 25 exons.
UGACGGGCUUGUUCUAUCUAUAUAGUGCUGGAAUAAUAGCUGUUGCGAGGGUGCGGCCUGUCAAGAUAAAAGAAAUCUACCUCUGGUCUGAUCUCUUCUACAUUCAUUCACAGCGACAUUCACACUCAUCAACACCUGAUAUAGCUCCUCCACUGACCUGGUGAGCCUCGUUUGAUCGUACCGCCUAUGAUUAAUAAAAAUGGCUAGUACUCUGUUACCAGAAAUACAGCUAAAGGACCCGGUACAGGAUUUUGAACUUUUGUCCCAGAUAGGGUCCGGGGGCUAUGGAGUAGUAUAUAAGGCAAAGACUGUGUCUGAUGGUCAGUUAUGUGCAUUGAAAAUUAUUAAGAUAAAGGCUGGUGAAGAUUUCAAUCUGAUACAGAAGGAGAUUUCAAUUCUCUCUCAUUGUAAACAUCCGAAUAUCGUUGGAUAUUAUAGCUCUUACCUCAGAAAGGAUAAGCUUUGGAUAUCAAUGGAGUUCUGUGAAGCUGGUUCCUUGUACAACAUGAUGCAUGUUCAGCACUCUGGUUUAAACGAGCUACAAAUUGCUUUCGUUUGUAAGGAAACACUUCAGGGUCUUACUUACCUUCAUGAGAGAAAUAUUCUUCAUCGCGACAUUAAAAGUGCUAAUAUAUUAUUGACUCACGACACUGUAGUCAAAUUAGCUGAUUUUGGUAUUGCUACUCAAUUGACACAGACAAUGGGGAAAAGAAAGACAUUUAUUGGGACGCCAUAUUGGAUGGCUCCUGAAGUAGCAGCUGUUGAUAAAAAAGGCGGUUACAAUCAGAAAUGCGACAUAUGGUCAUUGGGAAUUACUGCCAUUGAAUUGGCUGAAAUGCAGCCGCCCAUGAAUGAUCUUCAUCCAUUCAGAGCACUGCAACUCCUCACGAAGCGUGCAUUCCAGCCGCCUGGGCUCCAGCAUAAGAACAAAUGGAGCAACAAUUUUCACGAUUUCAUCUCGCACUGUUUGAAGAAAGAUACCAGCAAAAGACCCACUGCCAGGGAUCUUUUAAAAGAUGAUUUUGUUAAACGGGAUCUGUCUGGUUUAUUAAUGGGGCCUUUGAUGAAAGCAUUUGAAGCGUCUUCAACCGCUUCAGCACCACCUGAUGAUCAGUCAGAUUUCGAACUAGGACAACCAAGAAAAAGGAUUGCCUCAAUUGCUAGAAAGAAGACUGCAGGUCAGGCCUCUACACUAGCAAUUCCAGGCCUCCAAUUGACUCCAACGAAAGGAACACUACAAGAAGCAAUUCCAGCCUGGUUAGAAGUGGUAGCUGAAUCUAACGACAGGAAAGGAAUAAAGCCAACUACUUCUCCUCCAUGUACCUCUCCCGUUGAUACUACUCUGAGGUCAAUAGCUAAUGGAGGAGUGGCUAAUGGAGGAGUAGAAGAGAGAGGAAGGGCUUGUUUCACUAAAAUAUUCAAAGGAUGUCCUCUUCAAGUCCACUGUGCAGGAUCAUGGAUCCAUCCUAUCAGAGAAGUUCUUUUUGUGUUGCUUGGAACCCAGGAAGGUUUGUUUUACUUACAAGUUAACAGAGAGGGCGAUCCAAUCAUAGAGCAGAUGUCUCCAAGGAGUUGUCUUUGGUUACGGGUUGUUGAGAAUGUGCUCGUAUGGCUAUCAGAUUCAGACCAUAUGAUAUCAAUGACAAACCUCAUAUUACUCUUUCAAAAUGAGCAAGAGAUAGCAGCUAGAAGAGGAGGAGGAGGAGGAGGAAAAGAUGGAGAAACUUUCAGGAGAAAUAGAAGGAUUAGGCACUCAUCAAAGAUAAAGGACUCAAUAGGUUGCUUCAAGUGCAGCAUAGUUGUCAAUCCUUACAAUAAGGAAAAGUAUUUGAUUGCUGCCGUGCCUAAAGGAAUAUUAUUAAUGCAGUGGUAUCAGAUUAGUCAUGCGUUUAUGCUCGUCAAACUCUUUGAGUGCUCUCUGCCUUCACCCCUGGUUCUCUUUGAGGCUUUUGUGCUCACUCAAGAAGACGAAUAUCCAACUAUUUGUGUUGGAGUGAAUACUUCUACUGGUGAUAAUGUACUGUUUAAUACCAUAUCUCUUAAUCCAAGCAGCUCCUCCAUUACUGUAUCUCAUAACAGUGACAUCACGAAACUCGAGCAAGUUGAGAAAGAUACCAUAUUAAUACUUGAUUCUCAUUGUGCCAAGUUUGUAGAUAUUUCCGGAUCUCUUAAAGCACCUGAGGAAAAGAUGGCAUCAUCUCUGUACUUUGAUAAAGAAUCAGUCAUGAUGGUGUAUCUACAAAACUAUGUGCUAAGCUUCAAUGAUCAUGGCUUGCAAGGAAAAUCGUUGCUAACAGAACAAGUCACAGCCGAAGUGAUUGAUCAUUCCAAAAAGUUCAAGCUCUUGUGCUCUGACGGGACAAUUAUUGUUGAGACAAAACGAGCUGAUAAUCCAUCGUACCCUUCUAGUUUAUAUUUACUGGAAUCAGAAGAAGCAACUUGAUUAAAAAUUUUUUUCUUAUUAUUGAUUUUUAUGUAACUCUCACACAUGUAAGUCACUUUUAUCAAGUUUUAUUAUUACUACUAUUAUUAUUAUUAUUAAUAUUAUUUAUAUAACGCAUAACUGUGAUUGAAGCUAAGAAA